This is a messenger RNA of Centruroides sculpturatus (bark scorpion), 1157 nucleotides long. RefSeq lists its product as uncharacterized. NCBI's taxonomy places the organism in Eukaryota, Metazoa, Arthropoda, Arachnida, Scorpiones, Buthidae. The transcript has 11 exons. The record is from RefSeq and is a predicted model, not a curated record. The coding region runs from base 42 to 1157 and encodes 371 amino acids.
UUAAAUUUUUAAAGUGUUACGCGGGAACGGUACAAUACGUAAUGGAGAAGGAAGAUAGAGAGUUAGUUUAUAAGACGGAAAAUGCUUCUGAAGAAAUUGUUGAAAAUGAUAAUGUUUCAAAUGAAGAAAAACAAGAGCAAGAAGCAAAAAUUACAGGUCCUAUUUCAAAGAGUAAAUCAUGUACUGGUCCUAAAAAGUUGACUAAUAGAAAAGUUACUGUAAUUAAAGAGAAACAAAAGACAAUUUUCACUCAGUCUUCAAAAGUUAAGAAUGCAAAAUAUAUUGCUAAGAAAUCAGAAGUUAAAAUUCCAAAGAAUAAAUUAGGUGUUCAAGUAGUGACAAACAAGAACAAGCUGGAAGAAAAACUGAAAUCUGAUGAAAAUGAUAACACUGAUGUCUUAUCAAGUAAAACUUCUGAAUUUCCAAGAAAUAAAAAUAGCCUGAGUGUAGAAAAUUUGAAAGAAACAAAUGCACAAAAUGAUUUACCAAAUGACAACAAAAUCAAACAAGAUAAAGUGAAAGUGAUAUCUUCUAGAUAUAUGCUUACAUCAAAACAAAAAUCCAGACAUGCAACUCCAGUUUUGACUAAAAAAUUGAAAGAUAGAAAGGAUUCAUCUGAUCAAUCUAAUUCAUCAGGAAAUAAUAAUGUAAAUACUCCAGAUGUUAAGAAAAGUACAACAUCCUCAUCUAGUAAAAAGACCCAAGUAACAUCAACACCUGGCACAAAUUUGUUGCCCUUAUCUAAUGACAUGUCAUCAAUUGUGGCAGAAACUUCAGUUUUUGAUGACAUAAACAAACAUAAACUAGAUAAGCCAUUAUUAGGAAAUGUAAAAAAUAAAAUAAGUUCUGCUCAUUUAAAUUCUGCUUCUCAGAAAAUCAAUCCUGUUGUGGCUCUUCCUUCUUCAGGAAAGGCAUCAGCCUUUAAUCCGUUGGAAAUUUUAUAUUGCCAAUAUCUUCAAGCUCUGUUUCUGGAAACUAAAGCAAAAAACUCUUUGAGAAAGAAAUCUGAAAAUGCACUUGAACAGUUAUAUGGUUUAUGGGAACUAAAUCAAGAACUUUCAGAAGAGGAAAAUAAAUUAGAUUUACAAAUAGCAUUAACUGAUAAUCUGAUUCAUGUUAAUUCACAUUUAUAUUCUCAGGUAAAGUAUAUUAGAUAA